AUGCCUUCUUUCCGUCUGGAGAGUCAUGGGCGACCAGCGCAGCUUCUCCUUCCCUCCGCCACUGCUGCACCUCCGCCUACCGCUGCUGCUGCUGGCGGGGUUGCUUCUGCUGCCGCUACUCGCAUCAACGACGCCCAAGGUCGCCCUCUCCUCCUCCUACCUGCACCUCCUCGCCUUCCACUCUACCCCACUCGCUCUACCCGACGCUCCCUCCUCUCUUUCCCCAACUCACCCCAUCCACAGUCCCCUCCCUCGCCGUUAAUUGGCCUCCCCUCCCUCCAGUUCCAUCCCUCUCCCUCGUUCUUCCACUCUACAACCUUCAACGCUGCUCUUCCUCCUGUCUUCUCUUCCUCCUCCCUCCCAAUCGAACCCCCUCCCCUUCCCCCCCCAUACCUUCCCCCUUCCCUCCCUCCCCCAUCCCUUCCCACCCUUAUCCCUUUAUCCCCCUCCCUUCUCCCUCCCCCCCCCUGCCUCGCCCCUGCCUUGCCCUUGUUUCUCCGUCGCCUCCGCCCUCCGUCCCUCCUGUCUCCCCCCUGCCUCCUCCCUGCCUCGCCUCUCCUUUCCUCCUCCCUGCCUCGCCUCUCCCUCCCUUUUGCCUCGCCCAUUAUACCCCUUUUUCUCCUCUUCCCUGCCUCGCCCCUCCUCCCCCCUGCCCCGCCCCUCCCUCUCCCCUCAUCCUGCCUGCCUCGCAGCUCCCUUCCCCUUCCCUACCCACUGCCUCCCCCGUGGCCCCCCUUGCCUCCUCCCUGCCUACCUCCUCUCCCCCCCUCCCUUCCCACUCAUUCCCCCCUGUCUUCCCCCUGCCUCCCCGCUGUCUCCCCCCUGGCCCCCCUUGCUUUCCCCCUCCAAACCAUUCCCUCCCCCCUCCUUUCCACCUCCCUCACCCCUGUCUCCUCCCUGCCUCCCUCCUCCCUACCCGCCCCCCCCUCGCUCCCCCCUGUCUCCCCCUGCCUCCGUCAUCCCUCCCACGCCCUCCCCUCUCCCUUCUCCCUCCCUCCCCCCUCACUCCUUCCCGCCUCCCUGCUGUAUCCCACCUGCCUUCCCCCUGCCUCCCCACUGCGUCGCACACCGUCCCCUGGCAGUGUGGGUGCUGGCGGAGUGCGCUGCAGCAUGGAACUUGUCGCUGAGUGGGUGGCGGGUGGGGGGCAAGUGUGA
This is a messenger RNA of Closterium sp. Naga37s-1, 1155 nucleotides long. Lineage: Eukaryota; Viridiplantae; Streptophyta; Zygnematophyceae; Desmidiales; Closteriaceae. The record is from the annotation of a GenBank genome assembly.